AGUAUGUUUUGGUGUUCUCUUUAAUUUAUGUUAUUUUGCUAUUUUAUUUUAUUUGAUAACACAACAAAAAAUUAAAAAAUGAAAAUGGUGGUGAAAUGCCAUUCAUGGCAUUGAGCGUAUUUUUGUCUAGAAAAAGUUCAAAACAGUGAAAACGUAGCGUAAACGAUAUUAAUCGAAGUUAAUGGACCUCGAAAGCCAAAAUUAAUAUUCUCUAUAGGUCACUAGAUUAUAUAGGUUCCCACUAUACUUAUGAGUCUUUGCGAGCUAUGCCUAAUCUCUUGAAUGUAGUCAGCUAUGCAAUGCCUCACCCAUUUCCUUUAACUACAUGUGUUGAUCCACAUAGCAAAAAAACAAAAUAUCAUCGAUCAAUGGCGGAGGCAGCAGCUAGGUAUGCAUUAGUUACCGGUGGGAACAAAGGAAUCGGAUUGGAGAUCUGUAAGCAGUUAGCUUCCAAAGGAAUUGUGGUGAUUUUAACAUCAAGGGAUGAGAAGAGAGGCCUUGAAGCACUGCAAUCCCUCAAGGACUCUGGCCUCUCUCAUCGUGUGGAUUUUCAUCAACUCAAUGUUGUCGAUUCUGCAAGCAUCGCUGCUGCUGCUCAAUUCCUCACCACAAAAUAUGGGAGGCUUGACAUUCUGGUGAACAAUGCAGGCAUACUAGGAGCAGGACUGGAUAAUGUUUCAAAUGUUCAACUUCAAGAGGUGGUAGAAGCAACUGCUGCUGCACUCUUUGCUAACUCAAAGGCUGAGACGUCGAUGAAAGCAAGUGGAACCAUGAUCCAGACAUACGAGGCUGCAGAAGAGUGCGUGCAGACAAACUUCUACGGUGUAAAGAGAGUGACAGAAGCCUUCAUUCCUCUCCUCCAACUAUCUGCUUCACCAACUAUUGUCAAUGUCUCCUCCAUAGGUGGCCACCUUCACCUCUUGCGGAAUGAGCGCGCAAAAGUUGUGUUGAGUAACGAGGUGGGCCUGACAGAGGAGAGCGUAGAUGGGGUGGUGCAAGAAUUCCUCAUUGAUUUCAAAGAGGGGAGAUUGGAGAAGAACAAGUGGCUGAGUCAUGGUGUGGCCUAUCAAGUCUCUAAGGCAGCUUUGAAUGCAUACACAAAAGUGUUGGCUAAGAGGCACACUGAUUUUAUCAUCAACAGCCUCUGCCCUGGCUUUGCAAGAACGGAUUUAACUGGCAAUCUCGGUGCCAUCAGCGCCGAGGAGGCUGCUCAGAGGGUGGUCGGGGUGGCGCUGUUGCCUCGCGGAGGGCCGUCGGGCGCCUUCUUUUACGACAAGGAUGUGUAUGGUGCUGCUACUUGAUGGAUAGUGUCUGUGUGUGGAAGAUUAAAAUUUUCAAAAAUAAAAUUAUAAAGAUUAAAAAUAAAGUCAGGAAAAUAAUAAAAUAGCUAUUUUACCCUUUAAACUAUAAACUAUGUCACAUGGUCAAAUUACGAUCAUAAAUCAUGGUGUAUCAAUGUCUUUAAAUCCUUAGUUCAUUUCGCAAAUUCAAUGCGAAUAUCAAGUCAUUGUCGCACAAUUGACGAU
This is a messenger RNA of Salvia splendens (bonfire salvia), 1526 nucleotides long. RefSeq names its product (-)-isopiperitenone reductase. Gene Ontology annotation, cellular component: membrane. The transcript has 2 exons. Gene Ontology annotation, molecular function: oxidoreductase activity, acting on the CH-OH group of donors, NAD or NADP as acceptor. NCBI's taxonomy places the organism in Eukaryota, Viridiplantae, Streptophyta, Magnoliopsida, Lamiales, Lamiaceae. The coding region runs from base 267 to 1301 and encodes 344 amino acids. The record is from RefSeq and is a predicted model, not a curated record.